CCUCGGCCACGCAAGCAAGCACGCUGUCAACUCAAUUUACUAGGCUAGUCCCAUCGAGUGACAUUAGUUUGAAGUACACAAUGAUGCAUGCAAACUGUUUCACACACUCGCGUCGAACUUUCCAGCGCGGGGCGCCAUCCUCAUCCUCCUCGCGUGGGCGAUGCCUGCGCGUGCAAGCGCAAGCAGCCGCACCGCGCGACGGCGCUCCGCUCCAAACAUCCCGUCGCCAAAUACUGAAGCUCGGCUCUGCAGCGCUAAUGAUGGCGGGCACGGCGGGCACAGCACUGCCGCAGCUCAGCCCUGCGCUGGCAGCUGGCGCACCCCUGGCGACCGUGGAGCGUAUCGACCUUGCACAGGGACUGAACAUUAGUCGGGUGGUCAAGGGCUGCUGGCAACUGAGCGGCGGCCACAAGGGUUCCAGGGAGACGGACAGGACCAGCGGCCUGGCGGCUGUGGAGGAUUUCGGCAAGUUUGUGGCGGCGGGCGUCACCACCUUUGACGCAGCGGACCACUACGGCCCCGCGGAAGCCCUCAUUGGCCGGUACCUGGCGUCCAACCCCGACCAGCGGCCGCCCAAGACGCAGGUGCUUACCAAGUAUUGUGUGUUCGGGCAAAUGGACAUGGCCACAAUCAACAAGGGCGCAGUGGUGCAGGCCGUCAACCAGUCCCGCAAGCGGCUGGGCGUCGACUCGGUCGAUCUGAUGCAGUACUACUGGGCCGACUACGACGUCAAAAGGUACGUCGACGGAGCUCUGUACCUGUCUGAGUGCGCGGCGGAGGGCCUGAUCAAGCAUGUGGGCGUAACGAACUUCGACGUGCCGCGCAUGGAGGCCAUGACGAAGGCGGGCGUACGGAUUGCGGCCAACCAGUUGCAAUACUCGCUGUUGGACCGGCGGCCCGAGAACGGCAUGUCGGCAUUCUGCGCCGCAAACAACAUCCAGCUGCUGCCGUACGGCGUGUUGGCGGGAGGCUUCUUGUCGGACAAGUAUUUGGGCGUGCCCGCUAGCAAGGUGACCUCGGACACGUACAGCAAGGGCAAGUACGCGCGUGUGAUCAUGGAGGCGGGCGGCUGGAGCUGGUUCCAAGACCUGCUGCAGGCGCUGGACGGUGUGGCCCGGAAGCACGACGUGACCAUCUCCAACGUGGCAGCGCGCUGGGUGCUGGACCGGCCGGGCGUGGCGGCGGUCAUCCUGGGUGCCCGCAACGCCGACCACGUGGAGGACAACCAGCGGCUGUUCUCGUUCCGCCUGGACGCGGACGACCUGGGCGCCAUCGAUGAGGUGCUGGCGCGCGGGCGCCGGCCGCGCAGCGACUGCUACAGCUGGGAGCGCGGCGGCCAGUGGUGAGCCAGCCAGCAGGGGUGGUGAGCCAGCCUGGUGGAUAGGUGGUGAGCCAGCCAGCAGGGGUGGUGAGCCAGCAGGGGGGGGGGUGAGCUAACCUGGUGGUUAGGUGGUGAGCCAGCCAUACAGCAGAGCUGCGCCGUCGCCAACAGCUGGCGGUCUGUGGCCGGAGGCGCGACAGGAGGGCUUUGAAGCUGCGCGCUGUGUGUUGUAGGUCGUGUAGCGCAGGCGGGGCAGGUAACGCAACGCGCACGUGGCAGCUGGUGCAGGGUGGUGCGGAAUGGGUGGUGGCUGCCAGUCCUGCCUUGCAGUGUCGGAGUGCGUGGGCUGGCGCGUUACGGACGUUGUGCGGUCGGACGAGGGUGUGUGCGAAGGCUAUUUGUCUGCACGCAUAUGUUUUUGCGAUGAGGUGACACUUGUGUAGGGCUUAGCACCCGACGCUGCAACCCUAAGGUUGUGACUGAGAAAGCGAAAGAGGAGUACUGAGGGAAAUGCAGAGACGCAGCGCAUGUGGUGCAGUUGCAGCCUGCGCGUUUCUUGUGCCUGGCCAGUGGCCACCUCCCAUGUCCAUCUUCGGAGUUUGCCCACAGU
Chlamydomonas reinhardtii is the source of this 1931-nucleotide messenger RNA. RefSeq lists its product as uncharacterized. The record is from RefSeq and is a predicted model, not a curated record. Lineage: Eukaryota; Viridiplantae; Chlorophyta; Chlorophyceae; Chlamydomonadales; Chlamydomonadaceae. Bases 261 to 1346 code for a protein of 361 amino acids. The transcript is spliced from 13 exons.